Cucumis sativus (cucumber) is the source of this 2383-nucleotide messenger RNA. Its product is annotated as pentatricopeptide repeat-containing protein At1g28690, mitochondrial. Gene Ontology annotation, biological process: RNA modification. Gene Ontology annotation, molecular function: protein binding; RNA binding. Bases 686 to 2257 code for a protein of 523 amino acids. NCBI's taxonomy places the organism in Eukaryota, Viridiplantae, Streptophyta, Magnoliopsida, Cucurbitales, Cucurbitaceae. The record is from RefSeq and is a predicted model, not a curated record. The transcript has 2 exons.
GGUAUGAAGGGGUAUAUACUAAAUCUGCCCGUGCUUACAACCAGCCAACCCUCCAUCUUAAGUCCCACCUCUUCCCUUUGCUUACUGCUGUCCUCCUCCUCCGGCCACCACGCUCAUAUGCACGCACGGCUACAUCUUCAGCCUUUUCAACAGCCGCGAAAAGACUCCGCACCUGCACACGUUCACCCUCCAUGAAUCAACCACCACCUGGCUCUCUUUCUCCCAGUCUUUGAGUCGGCCAUCUCCUUCACGGGCAUAUUUGUGAUGGCAACACGAAUUCAUGACACGACGAAACCCACGAAUUUGACUUCCAUUUCUUUCAUCUCCAUUUGAGACUUCAGCGUGAACAGCUGCAUCACGUUUUCGACGACUAGGCGUGUCUUAUAGCAGCAGUUUUGCCUUCAGGGUAAGCUUUCGACUGUUACCCACACUCCAAUUAGUGGGGUGCCUAUUACGUUUAAGGUCUAAUUCUGCCACUUUGGACACCAACGAGCAAGUUGUAUUGGAAAACACGGGAUAUUACAGCUGGUAUCGGAGCAAUGGUUUAAAGUUGUAGACUCUAGUGACGUAUGGUUAACCAAUUGGUAUAUAAGUUCAUGUUAGAAUAUUAUGUUUGGAGUUGGGAAAAAUCAGAACAAUAUUUGAAAGACUGAAAUUGAGUGAUAGUAACCGGUGUCAUGGAAAAAUGAAAAAUGACAGAUUUAAAUCAGUUACACACCGUGUAUUCUCAUCACUGAUUGACUAUGUUCCCUCCUUUGCUCCAACCCAAACUUCAAACCAAACAUCCACUUCUCUGUCAUCAGCUUUACAGCAUUACAUCAAUUCAGAUGACCCUUCCCAUGGCCUAAAGAUUCAUGCCCAUAUUCUCAAAACUGGCUUCAUACCCAAUACAAAUAUCUCCAUUAAGCUCCUCAUAUUGCACCUGAAAUGUAAGUCAUUGAAGUUUGCACGCCAGGCAUUCGAUGCAUUGCCUCAAAAGACUCUUUCUGCUUACAAUUACAUGAUUGGUGGGUACAUGAAGAUGGGAGAAGUGCCAGAAUCUCUUCCUCUCGUACGUGAGCUCAUUUGUUCAGGUGAAAAGCCUGAUGGGUUUACAUUUUCAAUGCUUUUAAAGGCAUCUACCCUUGCACGUGAGGACUUUGUACCGCGUAGUUUAGGACGAGUGGUUCAUGCUCAGAUAUUGAAGUCAAAUGUCUCACCAGAUGAUGUACUUUACACAGCACUUGUUGACUCAUAUAUUAAGAACGGUGAUGUAUAUAUUGCUAGGAUGGUGUUUGAUUUGAUGUUGAAAAAGAAUGUGAUAUGUUCAACAUCAAUGAUUUCGGGAUAUAUGAAUCGGGGGUUGGUGAAAGAUGCUGAAGAAAUUUUUAGAAAAACUGUUGAAAAGGAUAUAGUUGUAUUCAAUGCAAUGAUUGAAGGUUAUAGUAAAACACAUGAACAUGCCAAGAAAUCACUUGAGUUUUACAUUGACAUGCAACGUUUGUGUUUUUCACCAAAUAUUUCAACAUUUUCCAGUGUGAUUGGUGCUUGUUCAGUGUUGGCAGCAUUUGAAGCAGGCCAACAGAUCCAAUGUCAACUUAUGAAGACUAAAUUCUUCACAGAUAUUAGAAUGGGAAGUGCUCUUAUUGACAUGUACUCCAAGUGUGGAAGAACGGACGACGCUCGUCAAGUGUUUGAUCAAAUGCAAGAAAGAAAUGUCUUCUCAUGGACAUCUAUGAUAGAUGGAUAUGGCAAAAAUGGAUACCCAAGUGAAGCACUUGAGCUCUUUUGCAUUAUGCAAGAGAAACACCAGAUUCAGCCAAACUUUGUUACCUUUCUUAGCGCUCUCUCAGCUUGUGCACAUGGAGGGCUAGUAGAGGAAGGCUGGGAAAUUUUUGAAAGCAUGGAGAGAGACUACUCAUUGAAACCAAAAAUGGAGCAUUAUGCAUGUAUGGUUGAUCUGCUUGGGCGUGCAGGAAGUUUACUUCAGGCAUGGGAAUUUGCUAUGCAAAUGCCUGAGACUCCUAAUUCUGAUGUAUGGGCAGCUCUACUGAGCUCAGCCAAGCUUCAUGGCAACGUUGAAAUAGCCUGCAUGGCUGCCGAUGAACUAUUUAAGCUGAAUGCUGAUAGUCGACCAGGGGCUUAUGUGGCAUUGUCUAAUACUUUUGCAGAAGCUGGGAAAUGGAACAAUGUUAGUGAACUUAGAGAGAUUAUGAAGAUAAAAAGAGUUAAAUGUAAAGGUAGCAGUUGGGUUGGGGCUGGUGAUGGCAGCUUAUGACAUUACUUGUUUGGUCAAACAAGUGCUUAAAAGUCGAUAACUAACUAUGAAUAUUGUAGGAUAUUGCUAUUAUCCCAGAAGAACAUCACCAGCACAACAAGAGUUGACAAUGUCCUUGUCUAGCCA